GAAAUAUUUUAAAACAUCUGAAUUUCCUGAUUGAACAACUUGGAACCACACCUCAAAAACAGUAUACGUGCGGAUGGUGCUAUACGUUGGUGUUUGAAAAGGCAAGCGGAUACUUUUGCUACUGGAUAUCCAAAUUGUUUGGGCACAUUUAAGAACGGAGAUUAAACCCUAAGGACUUGAAUCCGACUGGAUACCGAAGAAGGAUUAGGACACUGGGAGGCUUGAGAGAAUCAGGACCUGAUAUUUGUGGGGUUUGGGGAUUGACCAACUUUGGAUAUCUGAUGCAAGGGAUCUGGAUGCACCAGGACUAUCCCAAGAUUGAGGGUCACAGGGGCUACCUGUCUUCACCAGCCUGCAAGGCGGCGACAGAGAGCAGGACGCUGAACCGGCGGAGCCCAGGAAUGAGCGAGUUCUGGCACAAGAUGGGCUGCUGCGUGGUGGCCAAACCCCCACCGAAGAAGAAGAGGAGGAAGAUUGACCGCAGCAUGAUCGGAGAGCCCACAAACUUUAUGCACCUCACACACAUUGGCUCUGGGGAGAUGGCAGAAGGUUUGCCGCCGUCAGGGUCAGUCCAGGAACAGAUGAGGUCCAAAGGACCCAGCACCAAUGGCAGAAGCAGCCUCUUAUAGCCAACAUAUGGACCAAUCCAGAGACUCGAUGUGAGCUCCUCAUUUCCCCUUCCUCGGACCCAGCCUCAAGCCAACCUGCAUGGACCAACUCAGCAUAUUGCACUUAGGCCCACAAUGACCACCGCAAAUGGCAGAAUAAAAAAGAAAGAUCCAAAAAGAUGACUUCAUUUCCCAGAAUCCCUUUUAGCCCCAUCACCAGUUUCAAAUGGAACAUGACUCCUGCCUUGAAGAGGGAAAGUACCCUGGAUUCUCACUCAGUACUGGGGACUGGACGAGAUUGUUUGUGGGCUUUUAGUUUGCUUUGAUAAAACAUAGGAGGUAUCCGGCUACUGGCGGAUACGGAUUUUCCCAUUUGUCUCAGUUUCAAGCAAGGGAUUGUCCGAACAUUUCAUAUUUCUCUGACAAGACAUUUCUCUAACAAGACCAUCUCACAAGUGUGAUACUGCUCUUGCACUAACACAAACAAACAGGUGUUCUUUAUUCUUGACUCAAAGUGGUGUGCGCUUGUGCCCUUUUAAGUGUUGUGCCUGUAACGAUUAUAAUGCCUUAUAAGUAGUGAAUGAUGGAAAUUGAGCCCAUCUGUUUCCUAUAGUUUCAUACAGUGGGGGAAAAAAAGUAUUUAGUCAGCCACAAAUUGUGCAAGUUCUCCCACUUAAA
Molecule: messenger RNA, 1286 nt
Organism: Coregonus clupeaformis (lake whitefish)
Lineage: Eukaryota; Metazoa; Chordata; Actinopteri; Salmoniformes; Salmonidae
Product: CDC42 small effector protein 1-like
Exons: 5
Coding region: 282-629 (115 amino acids)
Biological process (GO): regulation of Rho protein signal transduction
Cellular component (GO): plasma membrane
Molecular function (GO): small GTPase binding
Source: RefSeq, a predicted model, not a curated record